Molecule: messenger RNA, 786 nt
Organism: Penaeus chinensis
Lineage: Eukaryota; Metazoa; Arthropoda; Malacostraca; Decapoda; Penaeidae
Product: probable calcium-binding protein CML11
Exons: 4
Coding region: 238-786 (182 amino acids)
Molecular function (GO): calcium ion binding
Source: RefSeq, a predicted model, not a curated record
GCUCUCACUGGGCUCCUCCCUCGCACGCAGCCGGGGCUCCGAAUUUCUGCUGAGCAAUCGUUGGCGCUUAGAGACUCGACUGAAGGAUCGCGAAGGAACGCAGGCCGCCUUGCCCCGCAGCGCGUGCGUCGGCCCCCAGGUGCGAGGGGAAGAGAGAGAGAGCGAAGAGGGGAGCUUGACCCCCGCCGAUCCCUAUCGACCCCCCAUCGACCCCCCUGCCCCCCGCGCUCCGGCAGCAUGGCGUCGUCGGCACCAAGGCAACGCGACGAGGGCCAACACGCGCCAGUUCCGACCGAGAGCCAGAAGCAGCUGCACGAUGCUCGCCGCACAGACUCCCCGUCUCUCGUGACCGCUUCCUCGCCAGCGCCCACGACCACCACGCCCUCGAGAGCUCCAGCAGGCAGUGACGACUGCACCCACCGUGACAAACACCCAAAGGCGCCCACAGAGGCUAGCGACGACUGCAAGGCUCCUACCGUGGCCGAGACACGCGACGACCGCAGCGGGGAGGAUCGCCUGGACGACCACCACGAGCACGACCCGGAGGAAGAGCAGUGCCUGCUGGACAUGGACGCUUGCUUCAAGGCCUUCGACAAGGACGAGGAUGGAUUCCUCAGCCAGAACGAAUUCGCCGCCCUCUGCCGCGCCCUCUUCAGGAACGACCGGGGAAAGCCCUACCCCGUGGAGUCCUCGAUGCUGAACACCAUCUUCACCAUCUUCGAUACGAAUAAGACAGGUUCUCUUGUUCUCGAUGCCCUGUGGCCGAGCGCGGAACAGGUUCUCUAG